AUGGUUCUGCAAACUAUCUUCCAUUCGCGGGCUCCUUUCGAUUUCUUACAACUUCAAACACUAUACACCGACGAAGCUCAGCGGUCUUCUUGCGAUAGUGCCACUUUGCAGGGGCUUAAUGACCUAUUUGUCAUUCUCAAGACGGGGGCCAACGAAGCGCACAAGAAGCUUCCCCCGCAUUUCGACACCACGCUGCGUUGCGUCCCGCACUAUGGCAUCUGGUCCGAUAUGGAAGAAGAAAUUGAUGGUCAUCAUGUUUUGAACGCCCUGGAUGAGAUGGACCCCAACAUCGUGGUAAGCCACGCAGACUUCGAAUAUUACCGCCGCCUCCAAAGGAACGGCCUGGAUGCAUUCACGGCCGAAGAAUUGUAUAAAUGGGAAACGGCUCCCAACACCCCGAGUGGUCAUGACUCGCCAGGUUGGAGGCUGGACAAAUGGAAGUUUCUCCCCAUGGCCGACAAAGCCUAUCGCCAACGACCCGAGGCUAAGUGGUUCGUUUUCAUGGAAUGCGACACUUUCUUCAACUGGAGGAACUUGGUACGAUGGUUAUCCAAGUUUGACGCCUCCAAAUCCCUAUAUCUAGGCCAGGAGAUGCGGAUAGGGGACAGUACUUUCGCCUACGGGGGUUCGGGAUUCGUCAUAUCGAACCCGGCCAUGAAGGCACUCGUCGAGCAUCGCGCGGCGAGGAUGGAAUUCUACGAUGACUACACCGGCAAACACUGGGCCGGCGACUGCGUGCUUGGGAAGGCAUUGGCGAAUGCAGGUGUCCGACUGACCUGGUCUCGUCCGACUCUUUUUAGCGAGACGCCCUUCAACAUGAACUUCAACGACACGUUCAGACGCAAUAAGCACAUAUGGUGCUACUACUUCACUUCGUACCAUCCUAUGGAUCCAACUGAUAUCGCCGCAUUUUACCAGUUUGAGCAGAAAUGGAACCUUGAAGAUAGUCUUCUACGCCACAGCGACGUUUUCCGCGACUUUGUACUUCCCCAACUUGGGCCCGAAGUCGCGGACUGGGACAACGUGUCGACGGACGAGCAGGACUCGGCAUCGAAUGCUUCCUUCCCGGAGUGUCACGGCAUAUGCGAGCGCCAGUCAGAUUGCAUGCAGUUUUCACUCGAUGGUCAAGACUGUAGGUCGUCUAAGAAGAUCAGCCUGGGGCAUCAGCGGCACCGACGCCACAAAGAUGAACCUUCGGAGCGAAUGGUAUCUGGAUGGAUGAUGGACCGCGUCAGUGCUUUCGUCGAGGAGAUGGAUGCAUCGUGUAAUGGUGAAGACUGGAUACUGCCUUGA
Pseudomassariella vexata is the source of this 1293-nucleotide messenger RNA. RefSeq lists its product as uncharacterized. The transcript is spliced from 2 exons. Lineage: Eukaryota; Fungi; Ascomycota; Sordariomycetes; Amphisphaeriales; Pseudomassariaceae. Gene Ontology annotation, molecular function: glycosyltransferase activity. The coding region runs from base 1 to 1293 and encodes 430 amino acids. The record is from RefSeq and is a predicted model, not a curated record. Gene Ontology annotation, cellular component: membrane.